This is a messenger RNA of Morus notabilis, 1080 nucleotides long. RefSeq names its product gibberellin 3-beta-dioxygenase 3. The transcript is spliced from 2 exons. Lineage: Eukaryota; Viridiplantae; Streptophyta; Magnoliopsida; Rosales; Moraceae. Gene Ontology annotation, molecular function: gibberellin 3-beta-dioxygenase activity. Bases 1 to 1080 code for a protein of 359 amino acids. The record is from RefSeq and is a predicted model, not a curated record. Gene Ontology annotation, biological process: response to light stimulus; gibberellin biosynthetic process.
AUGAAAUCCUUAAACUCAGAAAUAUCCCUCAAAAUAGCCAACCCUAUCAACCCCACCAACAUCGUCCCAUUAGACUUCAACUCUGUCCCUACAUUGCCCGAUUCCCACACUUGGACACCUUGCACCUCGGCCGACCCGUCGUUCACGGGCGAUGAUCAUUCGGUACCCGUUAUCGACCUUUUCGACCCGAAUGCGGUCUCUCUGAUCCGACAGGCCUGUGAGAGAUGGGGAGCUUUUCAAGUCACCAACCACGGCGUGCCCUAUGACCAUCUCAAGGAGGUGGAGAGCCAAAGCCGUCGGUUUUUUGCUCUGCCGGCGGAACGGAAACUCCGGGUGGUUCGAUCCGCCGAGAGCGUUACCGGGUACGGGUUGGUGCCCAUUUCUAAGUUCUUUCCGAAGAUGAUGUGGUCGGAGGGGUUCUCCAUGACAGGGUCCCCGGAGGAAUACGCUCGCCAACUUUGGCCACAUGAAGACUGUCGCCAAUUCUGUAGUGUGAUGGAGAUGUACCAAAAGGAAAUGAAAGGACUAUCUGAGAAGUUGUUGGAGCUGAUUCUUAGGUCACUGGGGGUGAACUACGAAGAUAUAAAGUGGGCCAACCCCAAAAACGGGUUAUCUAGUUAUCAGGCCCUGCUACAGUUGAACUCUUACCCAGUCUGUCCAGACCCAACCAGGGCCAUGGGCCUGGCCCCACACACUGACUCUUCAUUGCUCACUGUGCUAUACCAAAGUUGCAUGGGCCUCCAAGUCCAGCGUAAGGAGGAUAUUGGGUGGGUGCCGGUCCACACAGUGGAUGGUGCACUCAUUGUCAAUCUGGGAGACUUGAUGCACAUUAUGUCGAAUGGACGGUUCAAGAGUGCGAUGCAUCGUGCGGUUGUGAACAAGACACAUCAUCGGGUGUCGGUGGCAUAUUUUUGUGGCCCGCCAAAGGAAGAGAAGAUAUCAUCGUUGAUUCAGAUGAUUGAUGACGAUCGUCCUCGCAUGUAUCGUGGAGUGACAUGGAAAGAGUAUCUUGAAAUCAGAGCAGCACACUUUGACAAGGCACUUGAGUUCAUUAAAAAUAAUAAUAUUGAUGAUGCAUGA